This is a messenger RNA of Emericellopsis cladophorae, 1011 nucleotides long. RefSeq names its product 54S ribosomal protein-like protein. The record is from RefSeq and is a predicted model, not a curated record. The coding region runs from base 1 to 1011 and encodes 336 amino acids. NCBI's taxonomy places the organism in Eukaryota, Fungi, Ascomycota, Sordariomycetes, Hypocreales, Bionectriaceae. The transcript is spliced from 3 exons. Gene Ontology annotation, molecular function: structural constituent of ribosome. Gene Ontology annotation, cellular component: mitochondrial large ribosomal subunit.
AUGCUGCGGCUGGAGAAAAAGUUCAGACGCGACGGCGGAUCCUCGCCGAACGUGUGCACUCGUUGCGCAACGACACGAUUCUACUCAGCGCCAGCAGCCGCGACAUCGCCCGCGGAACCGACCAUACCCCAGUCGACUCAGGUGCCUCCGCCACCGUCACCAGCUGUUACGUCUCCUGGUGCAUACGAUGUUCGCUCUGGGCUGAUCCUCACCCGCGCUCCUCUGCUUACUCGCAAACUGCAUCCUUUCGAAAAUACAUUCUUCUUCUACCAGAAGCGUCUGGAGGAGCGAUUGAAUAGCGCUUUCAUCCCCAGCAUCUACUUCCGUCCCGACACGCCAAGACGCAUGGAAUGGGACUUGAAGAUCAAGGAGCGUGAGGGGACGGUCGCCAAGGAGCUGGGUGCCUACAAGGGCAAGGGCGCAGAUGCGUGGCAGGACGAGCUGCGAGUCGGGGACGAGUUGAGCUCAGAGAGCCACAUGAUCAAAAGCCUGCUCAAGGACGCGGAAACGAGGAUCAGCGAGGACGCGGAGAUCAUCCCCGAGGCCGACGUGACGCCAGUGACGCUGCCCAACGGGCGAGAGACCGAGGCAGACAAGAAGGGCGAUGUGAAGAGGCUGGAUCGCGCGCUUGACCGAACGCUCUACCUGGUGGUCAAGGGCAAGGAUGGCUGGGGUUUCCCUGCUGACGUCGUGCCAGAGGGCGAGAACUUGCACACGAAUGCCCAGAGGGUUCUCGACCAGGCUGCAGGCGUCAACAUGAACACCUGGAUCGUCGGCCGUGUGCCUGUAGCUCACGUCGUCAGGCAACCCGUCACUAAGGCUGACGGCUCCGUAGAGUCCAAGGGGCAGAAGACAUUCUUGCUCAAGGGGCGUAUCAUGGCCGGGCAGGCUGAUCUGAAGGGCAAUCCUCUUGGCUACACGGACUUCAAGUGGCUGACCAGGGAGGAGGUUGAGAAGGAAUUGCCAGCGGGGUACCUGAAGGGUAUCAGGAACAUGAUGGGCGAGCGCUAA